UCUGUCAUUGUCAAAGAUGUUUGUGUUGAUUUUGCGUUGAAUAAAAAUUGUUGAAUUAUGUUUAAGUUCCAACACGAUAACAGUGAUAACGUAAUGAGUUGGUAAUAGCUUGGUGACGUAUGAAUCUUAAUCAGUUUUUAUGGCUUUAUCUCUGUCUCUCAUCGUGGUGGGCCCGACCGGCAUAUUGUUAUCACGUUAUCAUACCACAUUGAGGCUCCCACAUUGUAGCAACUAUGUCGUACUUGAAAAGAUUGAAUAAAAUUUGUGAAUUGAGCUUGAAGAAUUCCAGACGGAUAAGCAAUGCCCAAACAAAGGCUGGUGUAAAAUUACGGCAAAUUGAUAAGGUUUUAAUUGCUAACCGCGGAGAAAUAGCAUGCCGGGUUAUGCGUACAGCUAAGAAAUUGGGUAUCCGCACUGUGGCUGUGUAUUCGGAUGCAGACAAAAAUGCUAUCCAUGUGGAAAUGGCAGAUGAAGCAUACAAUAUUGGCCCAGCUUCCGUAACACAAAGUUACCUGAACAAAAAUAAAAUACUUGAAGUAGCCAAGAAAUCUCGCAGCCAAGCCAUUCAUCCUGGAUAUGGGUUCCUCUCUGAAAAUGUUGAGUUUUGUGAGCAGUGUGCCUCUGAAGAUAUCAUAUUUAUUGGACCCCCCACCUCAGCUAUUAGAGAUAUGGGCAUAAAAAGUACUUCCAAAGCCAUUAUGUCCAGUGCAGGAGUACCUAUAGUUAAAGGUUAUCAUGGUGAAGAACAAAGUAUAGAUAGGCUGCAAGCAGAAGCACAGAGGAUUGGGUUCCCAAUAAUGAUCAAAGCAGUUCGUGGUGGUGGUGGCAAAGGAAUGCGUAUCGCAAUGACGGAAUCGGAAUUCCUGCAACAGUUGGAAUCGGCUAAAAGAGAAUCUCUCAAAUCAUUUGGUGACGAUAAUAUGCUACUGGAGCAAUACAUCACUGAUCCUAGACAUGUUGAAGUGCAAGUAUUCGCCGACAUGCACGGUAACGCAGUGCAUCUCUUUGAACGAGAUUGUUCAGUUCAGAGAAGACAUCAGAAAAUUAUUGAAGAGGCACCCGCGCCGGGUCUGUCGGAGGAGACGCGCACGGCGCUGGGCGAGGCGGCAGUGCGCGCCGCGCUGGCCGUCGGGUACGUGGGCGCCGGCACCGUCGAGUUCAUCCUGCACCGCGCCACGCACGACUUCCACUUCAUGGAGAUGAACACCCGUCUGCAGGUCGAGCACCCUAUCACUGAGAUGAUCACUGGCACUGAUCUUGUGGAAUGGCAGCUUCGGGUGGCGGCAGGCGAGCCGCUGCCGCUAACGCAGGCGGAGGUGAAGCGGCGCGGACACGCCGUGGAGUGCCGCGUGUACGCCGAGGAGCCUGGCGCGGGCUUCCUGCCUCGCGCGGGCACCCUACACCGCCUCGUGCAGCCGACCCCCGAGCAACACUGCCGGGUAGAAACUGGCGUGCGAGAAGGCGCGGAGGUUUCAGUGCACUACGACCCCAUGAUAGCCAAGUUAGUGGUGUGGGGCCGCGACCGCAAUGAGGCGCUCGCCAAGACGAGGGCGAAGCUCUCCGAGUAUCAGGUGGCGGAUCUGGAGACGAAUGUGAACUUCCUGCUGCGGCUGGCGGGCGACCCCGCGUUCGUGGCGGGCGACGUGCACACCGCCUUCAUCCCGCACCACGAGGCGCGCCUGUUCGCCGCGCCCGAGCCCGCCCGGCUACACACCACGGCCCGCAGCGCCGCGCUAGGACAUGUGCUUCUGUCCCAAAAGGCAAGCAAGAGUGAGGCAAAUAAUGGAAUCGACGUUUCACCGAGUGCGUGGCGACCGAACUAUCAACUCCGAAAAACUAUUUCUCUGAAACUAGACGGCAAAGAUAUCGCAGUAGCAGUAGAACACGUCGGCCCGAAACUGUACCGAGUGAAAGUGGGAGAGGGAGAAUGGCAGGAGGCCGAAGCGUGGCUGAGCGAGAGCGAGCGCGGCGCUCGGCUCACCAGCGUCGUGGAGGGGCGGCGCGCCACCGUCGGCCUGCUGGCGUUCGAAGACCAGCUCCAUGUCUACGACGAGGAGGGUCAAACGAUAGCCUUGCUCCCUCGGGCUAAGUACGGCGGCGCCGGGGCCUCGGAGGCGUCUUCAGACAGCGCCUGCUCGCCCACGCCCGGCGUGCUGGAGAGAAUACUAGUUAAUCCAGGCGAUAAGGUGGUGAAAGGACAGCCGCUGUUCGUGGUGAUCGCGAUGAAGAUGGAGUACGUGGUGCGCGCGAGCCGCGGCGGCGUGGUGGCGGGGCUGGCGGCCGCGCGGCCCGGCGACGCCGUCGGCAAGGGCGCCGAGGUCGUGCUGCUCCUACCCGACACUUCUACUACCAACUGAAACACCACCAUCCACCUAACAACCUGACUAUUCUCACCUGACACUUACUAUUUCCUGUCCGUUUCCUGUCCAGGUAUUUAGCCUUUCAGAUGACACACAUCGUUUUUAGAGUAGUUUUAUUAAAAUUUUCUGAAAAAAACCGGACAUGUGCAAGUCGGACUCGCCCACCGAGGGCUCCGUACUUUUUUUUAGUACAUAUUUGUGGUAAAAGAAUUUUAUUCAUCUCAAAAGAAAUUUACAUUUCACUUAAUGAGAUACAUGCACUAAUUCUAUUCUAUGCUAAUUCGUUAGUUUGCGCCCGUGAGCGAUAAUUUGAUUAAGUAUAUUUACAAUUUUUAAAUUUAUUUAUUAUACUAAGAAGUAAGUAUAUACAGUAGGUAAGUAUAGUAAGUAAGUAACAAUAACUAAAUAAGUAUUUGUUGUUAUAGCGGCAACAGAAAUACAUCAUCUGUGAAAAUUAAACUGUCUAUUAGCUAUCACGGUUCAUGAGAUACAGUUCUAAUACAUUGUACCGCUGCGAGAUUUUGUCACGCGAAGGGUUAAUACAUUCACUGCCCGGCAACAAAAUUAACAGUACUCCAAUAACCAUGCAAUACGUAUUACGUAUCAUAGGCGGGUUAGCGAAGCCGCAUAUAGAUCAACACAGUAUUGUACGCCGGGCACUCACUGUUGUCAGCAGCAGAAGUAGGUGUCCAAAAUGUUAUUGGCGCGACAUUAUUCUUAAGAGAAUAAGAGCGGGUCAAGGUAAUUUUGAACACCUCGCCCGCUUAGCAACUCUUGCUGCUGACUGGAGAAGCAAUGCGCGGCGAA
Molecule: messenger RNA, 3167 nt
Organism: Cydia splendana
Lineage: Eukaryota; Metazoa; Arthropoda; Insecta; Lepidoptera; Tortricidae
Gene: Mccc1
Product: methylcrotonoyl-CoA carboxylase subunit alpha, mitochondrial
Exons: 14
Coding region: 234-2357 (707 amino acids)
Cellular component (GO): mitochondrion
Molecular function (GO): metal ion binding; methylcrotonoyl-CoA carboxylase activity; ATP binding
Source: RefSeq, a predicted model, not a curated record